This is a messenger RNA of Punctularia strigosozonata HHB-11173 SS5, 1122 nucleotides long. RefSeq names its product FAD/NAD(P)-binding domain-containing protein. NCBI's taxonomy places the organism in Eukaryota, Fungi, Basidiomycota, Agaricomycetes, Corticiales, Punctulariaceae. Bases 1 to 1122 code for a protein of 373 amino acids. Gene Ontology annotation, cellular component: cytoplasm. The record is from RefSeq and is a predicted model, not a curated record. The transcript is spliced from 7 exons. Gene Ontology annotation, molecular function: flavin adenine dinucleotide binding; electron-transferring-flavoprotein dehydrogenase activity.
AUGCCCACCGACAAACAGCGGAUAGUUGUCGUUGGCGGAGGGGGGGCUGGUAGCUUGCUUGCACGUUCGCUUUCCUCCAAGAUAGACAUCACGAAGCAAUCUCUGACGCUCGUUACCGCACGGCCGUUCAAUGUCUACCUCCCAGGCCAGUGUCGCACAACCGUAUCCGAUCAAGGGAGUCUUGAGAAGAAAACGCUCUUCCCGUAUGACCGAUUGUUUCACAACGGGAAGGGCACAAUCAGGAUUGCUACAGCAAAAGCUAUUGAACGUAACGCAAGCACUGUAGGCGGGGCCGUCGUGCUCGAGGGCGGAGAGAGCAUCGGUUACGAUGUCCUCGUUCUUGCCCCCGGGUCUGUAUGGGAAGGGCCGCUUGCGUAUCCCAACGAUCCAGAAGGAGUUGAAUCACAUCUUUCAAUAUGGCGAACAAACUUCGCGGAGUCGACCCAUAUCGUACUGGCAGGUGGCGGAGCUGUUGGGAUAGAGUUCGCUGGAGAAAUAAAGGACAUCUGGCCCCACAAGAAGGUUACUAUCGUUCAUGGGAACUCAGCUCUCCUGAACGAUACCUAUCCUGCGAAAUAUCGUGCCCUUCUCGAACGUCAACUGCUUGCUCGUGGUGUCGAGAUACUCUACAACGACUUCGUCGAGGAAAUACCACUACCUGGUCCGGCGUCUAUCACAACACGACGCGGCAUGCAGUUCGAUGACGCGCUCAUUGUUCCGACCCGCGGAGGCCGGCCGAAUACCGAUUUUAUACGGUCCUGCCUCCCAAAUCUGCUCAAUGAUACGGGGCAGAUUCGUGUUCGACCCACGUUACAGACCCUCGACUACCCCGAUAUAUUCGCCAUUGGCGACUGCACGGAUUGGAACGAACAGAAGCAGAUCGGGAAGUACUAUUCGCAUGUGUCCGUAUGUGCGGCCAAUGUCAUCGGUUACUUGCGUCAGGUCAAGACGAUGAAGGUGUACAAAGGAAGCUACGAAAUGAUCGUCAUCACCAACGGACAGAACGGUGGCGCUUCUUAUUUCGGUAUUCUGUGGGGAUUCAUAUUCGGCAAUUGGGUUUCGAAGGUGUUGAAGUCAAAACACCUAUUAAUCGGACUUUCCAGGAGAAAUGUUGGUCUGUAG